CCGGGCAGAGUGUGGACGUGCGUCUCGCUCACUCCGGCCGUGCGCACUCUCUCGCCGCGGGCCAAGGGAGGCUGUAGACGUGUGCCGCAUCACGGUAGAUCCCCAGGUCUUACAGCAUGAUGUCAUUCACUCAUCUUAUAGUCAGAACAUUGACUUUCUUGUAAAGAAGUACAAGAUUUUAAUGAAUUUUGUUUUUACCUUUUUCUUUUAUAUUUCGGUGCAGUGAAUGUGUUUCUGUAAAAAUCAUCGAAAUGUAAACAGGAAAAAUUUCAUGGAACUAAAGAAACUAUUUUUUCUAUGGGCAUAAAAACACAUUUUAUAUGAUGAAACAAACACUAAUAAAUUAUUAUCCGGAAAACACUAAUGUGUACAGACGUUAAGAAAGUUGGUGGUCAAGAGACAUACGAGUUACAAUCAGAAAAAAAACUUCAUGAGUGUGUUGUAGAGUGUGCGAGUAACCUGGUCAUGUAAGUAACCUGGUCAGAGGAAUGUUAGUUUGAGGAAACGUUUCAGAUUUAUAAUAGAAACUAAAAUAAAUAAAAUUACUUUCACAAGAGUAAUGGGAAAUGUCCAACCACAAUCAGGGAGAGAAAAAGGUGUGUUGCUUGUGUCAUUAACUAAUGAAUGCAGCCUUGGCCUGCCUCACCCCUCACCUAACUGGGAAUAAAGACUUGAACUGUCAGCUUCUGUAGAACGCUGACGAAGGUGACUGGGAGGCCGACGUUUUGUUCCUGCUGAAGAUCUCGGUGUCUGGUGAGAAGACGAUGAUGAGAGAGAAGGUGGGUAAGCGUGUGUGAGGGAGUGAGGUGAGGCUCAAUCACUAGUCUCUCACGCCCACUGCUGGCCACCAGGCUCUCUUGCACACACUUCCACUCGCAUACAUAUACCACGGGAAUCUACCAUGCUACUAUAUUUUCAUUGCCUGGUAGGAAAUAACUGAUACCCUCUGAGUGUGUAAUAGACUAUAUCAAGUUACUGUGUUUAACUGAGGCAAAGAUGUGUGGUAAGACUGAACCUUGAUAGUCUACUGAAGGUGAAGACUAAACAUACUCGGUUGACUAUAUUGUGUGUGGUGUACGGAGUGUUCUAUAUUAGUGAAGUCUUCUUGAACAAUAAAACGAAGAUCAACAUCGACUACGGUCAGUGAGGAAUAAUUUUGCCGGGGAGCUGUGUAGAGAUCUUGGUGUGCCAGGCUCAAGACCAUGGACGUGCUCACCUGGGCAACACUCUUCAUGCUUAUCAGCAUACAUGGCUCCAAGCCGGCGGCUUCAUUCUCGGCGUCCAGCGGGAAGGUAUACACCAGGCUGCAGGCAGCCAGUGCCGCCGCGAUUACCACCUACACCUCCAGCUACACCACCAGCAGCAGCGCCACCACCAUGGUGAAGCCCGCUUUAAUAUUCCCCAACGUGCUGACACAGAAGAUGGGCAACAGCGGCUCCACAGCCGUGUUUACGCCUCCUGCGAGAUUCAGUAACCAAGUACUUCCUUCCUUUGCCAACACCACCUCCGUCAACGCCACCGUCAUCAGGGACAAGACCGCAUAUCUCCACUGUCACGUCCUCAACAUCGGCACAAAAACAGUGUCGUGGGUGCGUCACGAGGACAUCCACGUGCUGACAGUAGGUCGCCUCACUUUCACUAAUGACGACAGGUUCGAGGCUAUGAACAAGCCGGGGUCGGACGUGUGGUCACUCAGGAUCAAGUUUCCUCAGUUACGAGAUUCUGGCAAGUAUGAGUGUCAGGUGUCGACGAGGCCGCCCAGGGCACGAGUCAUCACACUCAACGUGGUAGAGCCACGGGCGGUGAUACCCCCAGGGCCGGAGCUGUACGUAGAUCUCGGGUCGCCCCUGAACAUCACAUGCAUGGUACCGGACAGCCCGGAGCCUCCGGAAAACGUAUUCUGGUACCACCGUGACAAGAUGGUGUCGUUUGAUGGGUCGCGGCAGGGCGUGACCAUCAACACGGACAAGGGCCCCGUCACCACCAGUAUCCUGCUUAUCCCCGACGUCACAGUGCAGGAUUCCGGCGUAUACAUCUGUGCGCCGCAGGGCAUGAAGGAAGCAUCUGUCAGAGUUAGUGUGCUAAAUGGAGAACUGCCACAGGCGAUGCAGACAGGGUCCACCUGCCGAGGCUGUGUUGGCUCCUACGUGCUGCUGCUGUUGACCAUAAUCUACCAUUUCUUGCUGUGAUGGCCACCUAGUGCUGCGAUGACUAUCUGCUGUUGUGAUGGCCUCCUGCAGCUUCUGUGAUGGCCUCCUGCAGCUUCUGUGAUGGCCUCCUGCUGCUGUGAUGGCCUCCUGCUGCUGUGAUGGCCUCCUGCUGCUGUGAUGGCCUCCUGCUGCUGUAAUGGCCUUCUACAGAUGCUGUAAUGGAGUUUUACAGCAGCUGUGAUGGGUUUUACAGCUUCUGUAUUGGCUUCCUGCAGCUACAGUGAUGUCCUUCCGCAACUGACGUAAUGGACUAUAACUGUUGUGAGAGGCUGCCGUUGCGAUCGUCACCUGCUGCUAUGGUGGCCUCCUACAGCUGCUGUGUUGGCCUCCUACAACUGCUGUGAUGGCUUGCUACAGCUGCUGUGAUGGCAUCCUAAGGUGCCAUGAUGGCCUCCUACAGCUGCUGUAAUAUACUCCUACAGCUGCUGGGAUGGCCUCCUACAGCUGCUGUGAGGGCUUGCUACAGCUGCUGUGAUGGCAUCCUAAGGUGCCAUGAUGGCCUCCUACAGCUGCUGUAAUGUACUCCUACAGCCGUUGUGAAGGCCUCCUGCUGCCUAUCAUCACCCAAUGCCUUGAAGCGCCUGGCCUCGACACAUGGAGAGCAGUAGCCUCACACACGACCAUCAGCAACACCCCAGCUCUCUCUAACCACAUGGACACCCCCUUGAAGAACACACCUGAUAGUUUUGUUAGUGGUCUUUGUAGUUCGUCGACCACAUGAGAAUAUUCAGGGACUCGUGAUUUUUUUUUUCGUUCUUUAAGUUCGUGCACCUAUAUCGCCUUUACAUGAGUGUUCCAUUCAACAGUAGAUUAAAUAAUCCCUGCCACUUCAUGUUACAGUGGAGCGCUGUAAACUACACUACUGUGAUGAAAUUACCCAUUUUAGACAAUAGUAGUUAUUUCUUCCCCGAAAAAGUUAAACUACAAAAAUGUCCGCUAAACAUGGUGAGAUGGAUGUGUUAUCAUGAUGUGACAGCUUAGGCAGUAUAACUAUGUGAGGCACAUGGCUACGACGCACAAUACGUUACACCUUCACAUAUUGACACUGGUGAAGUUGUUAUUUCUUAAGAUUUUUUAUACCUGAAAAAAAGUUCUCUAAAAUAUUGUUUACAUAGAAUUUAAAGCGUAAUAUCAAUACCAUUUUUUUUUCGUAAAAGUUUGAGAUAUAUCCACAAGACAGGCAAUACUUUGCCAAGAUAUUUUUAAAUAUCUUAUCUAUUUUACCAGCAGAUGUUAGGCGUAAAUUUAGGUUUGGUUUCAUUAUACUGAGUUGCCUAAAACUAUAGUUAAUUAAUUCAAAUAUGUUAGUGGCUCUGAGGCAAAACAUCAUCAGGUUUGGUCACAGUCUGUUAAACUUGCCAAAGUAUUACUGAGGACACAAGUAUGGUCACAAGGAUAGAACAUAUCAAUCAGAUUUCCGCGACGAUAUUGUUCGUACGUGCACUACAAUACUGUCACCUGCGCGGCCUUUGAAUGGACACCACUCUCAAAGUUACUCACACAUGACUUAAUUUUUUCAUGGACAAGCAAAAACACUAAACAUGGGCCCUUCGUGCCCUUGUGAAAGUUUGAACGCUCGUGACAGCGUACAGCGAAUGAGGGUGCGCCAAGUCCGUAGACUUGCAUGGUUAACUAGGUUGUGCCAAGUCCGUACACUUGCAUCGUUUUCCAUCGUAAAUAAAAUUUUUAAUUAAUUCCUUCCUAAAGAAACCAUCGAUAUGGGGCCAGGUUUGUUCUACUCUACGAUUUUUUUGCGAUUUUUCCACCAAGUUUGAUGAAAAACGAUUGUGCCGUUUCGGCUGCCCAGAACAGACAGACAGACGGCUAGUCCUAUAGUAUAUUAGAUUACACUAUUGGGUUAGAAAGUUACAGUGCAUCUAAUGAUUCAAAAAUAAAAUCAGUAGGAGGGCAAAUAUGAGUAAAAUAUCAGUUUUGAAUGUAAAAAACGAAGCUGAAAUAAGAGAAUAAUUCUAAUUUUUAAGAAAAAAAUUCUCCUCCCUCAAACCUGCAGUACAAAGUGAAUUUUGUAUAUCCAAAAGAUAAUAUGAAUUUGAACACAUAUUAUGAUAAUUUGUUCCACUGUGGGAAGAUGAUAUUCUGUAGUCGAGAUGAUGGUAUGUCGCAGCCAGGGUGACCUUACAGUAGGUCACAGAUAUAGAGUCCAUAAUAAUAACAAUAUUAACAUGGCUGAGCCAGUUAAGAGCCUUGGCUCUCUUGAAGGCACCUGAAAUACUGUACAUUUGUCUCAAAGAAAUAUUAUGGAACAUUUAGUAUCAUCUGAAAUAGUACAUUUAACUCGGGAGAAGUGAAAAAGAAAGUUGUGAUGAAGGUUAAUUAAGUCAGGUUAACUAAGAUCAAUUCCUCACCAUAGAAGCACAGGAGGGGGUGUUGAGGUUAGUAGAAGCUGUUUGAGUCAGUAUCUGGCCAGAGUAUCUUGGGAGACGUUAACAAUAGAAGCUGUUAGGGUCAGCAUUUGGCCAGUAUGUGUUGGGAGACGUAAACAGUAGAAGCUGUUAGGGUCAACAUCUGGCCAGUGUGUGUUGGAAAAGGUUAGGUGUAGCUUUGUUGAUGCAUCAUAUCAGGUAGGGUAAAAUAUUUCACAGGUGUCGUAAAACUCUUUUGCUGGGAACGAAAAUUACAGAACGAUAUAUUUUAUGGACAGGUUGCUGCUUUGUUUCGGCCAAAAUGAGCAUGCCUCAAUAAACCUUGUCACCAUUCUUUAAAAAAAUUAUGAUUUAGUUUGUGGGUGUAAACAGUGGGUAACACAGUUGCGUUUAUAGCCAUAUACUUGUAUAUACAGGUAUUCACAUACCAUCAGUGUUGAUAUCAAACUCAGUUUGUUACAUUUUUUUUAUGAAGGUUAAAG
Molecule: messenger RNA, 5076 nt
Organism: Homarus americanus (American lobster)
Lineage: Eukaryota; Metazoa; Arthropoda; Malacostraca; Decapoda; Nephropidae
Exons: 7
Coding region: 1203-2189 (328 amino acids)
Biological process (GO): synapse organization
Cellular component (GO): neuron projection membrane
Source: RefSeq, a predicted model, not a curated record